CGUGAGUUCAGAGCGGCGGUUUGUCUCAGUUUAACCCGAGGGAGCGGAACGUUUGAUCGGUUUGGGGUGCAGGAAGGGCUCCGUUACUCUCGUAUCUACUCAAACAAAUAAACAAACAGUUUAUUUCUGUUUAUUUGUUUACAAAGUGACGCGAUGUGUCGAUAAUGAGAGCCGAGGAUGAGGAGGAGCAGCGGGAGCAGAGUUUAGAGGAGGACCGUGUCUUCAUCAGAGGAGAGGACAGGUGAGCAGGACAGGAAGGAGUCCAAACUCCCACAUGCUGAAACGUUUCUGCAGAAAACUCUGAUCAUUUACGACAAGAACGAACCCAUUAUCAUGAGUCAAAGGCCGAUGCUGUUGAAUCUCAGCGUUGAGGCGUGUCUCCCUCUGCAGCUGCGUCUGUUUGUUUCUGUAACACUGGCACUGUUUUGAUCUGAGAGUUUGUGGCUGAGGCUGCAGUGAAGGUGUGAACUUCCCCUGUGAUCCUGUUUGAGGAGAGGCAGCCGUGGUGCAUCAUGGGAUCUUUCCGGCGUCCCAGGCCGAGGUUUAUGAGCUCCCCGGUUCUGUCGGACCUCGCCCGGUUUCACGCCAGCUCACCAUCUCUGCAGAUCUCCAACGCCAGCGUGUGGAACAGUGUCCAAUCAGCUGUGAUCAAGGUGUUUCAGGGCGGAGCUCUGCAGACUAACGAGCUGUACACCCUUAAUGAGAGCAUCAGGUGGCUCCUAAAAACAGACAUGGGCUCCUUCAUCACCGACUACUUCCAGAACCAGCUGCUGACUCGAGGCCUGUCUGAAGUCCUUGACCAGAUCCUCCUCCACUCAGGCGAGGACCAGCUCACGGUCCUGGCCGACAUGUGGGACAGAUUCUUCACCGAGAUCCUCCCCACGCUGCAGGCCAUCUUCUACCCGGUCCAGGGUCACGAGCUCACCGUCAGGCAGAUGGCUUUGCUGGCCUUCAGAGACCUGGUGCUGCUGAAGCUCCACCUAGAGGAGACUCUGGGAAGUUCAGCCUCCGUCCCUCCAGCGGUGACACAGAUGCUGCUGGUGCUGCAGGGGAUCCAUGAGUCUGGAGGUCCCAGUUUGGAGUAUUACCAGCUGGAGCGUCUGGUGGAGAUCGUCAUCUCUCCGUAUCUCAGCAACGUUCUUCACAGCAGAAACCAGCAUCUACUGGAAUCCCGCCAUCUUCGAUCAUCUGGGUCGUUGCUAGUCGACCAAUCACAGCCGGAGAUCACCGUCACUCAGCAUCACGCCUCCUCCGACUCCUCGUCUCUGGCUCCCCUGGUGGAGCAGGAGGGCGAGGCCUACCUGGAGAAGACGGGUGGCGUGCGUCGCCACACGGUUGCCAAUGCUCACUCAGACGUCCAGCUGCUGUCAGCAUCAGGAAGGAUGCUCGCUGGGACGGAGGAGGACGGCGGCAUGGGAGGGGGAGAGGGAGGGGUGGCGUUUUUAGUUGGGGGUCGGCCGAUGAGUCCCAGGCCGUUCUCAAGCCAACCGGACAUGGUGGAGUCGCCAAGGGGUGGAGUUAUCUGCUAACGGCGGGGCAUAAGAGACUCAGAAAUGUGAGACGAUUCGGAGAAGACAGGAGGAAAUGUUUGGGAAUUAAAAACGAGAACGACGAAGAAACAGCGGGUGGAAAAAAAAAACACAGGAUAAGGAAGGAAAGAAGGAACGGAGAGAAAAAGACGUUAAAAGGAGACGGGAGACGGUUCAACAAAAGAAAGGAAUCAUAGGAGGAGAAACAGGAAACGAUAUGAAUGAAAGCAGAAAGCUAACAGGAAGAGAAGAAACCAGAGCUCAGGACAGUAAAACAAACAGGAAGAUGACGGAGGUGUCCCACUGUUCCCAGCAGGAUGGUGGCUCUGGUUCGUACUGGGAGGAAGAUGAUCUUAACAGUGACUCUGGAGUUUAUUAAAGAGCAGCUCUGAUCCUGGAUCAGACUCUUCAGGGGUUUAUAUCCUGUGGAUGUGACAGGACUCUCCUCAGGUCAUGUACAUUUGUUCUUUUAGGAUUGUUAAUAUCAAU
Messenger RNA from Cheilinus undulatus (humphead wrasse), 2018 nucleotides. It is a transcript of the gene prr5l, whose product is annotated as proline rich 5 like. NCBI's taxonomy places the organism in Eukaryota, Metazoa, Chordata, Actinopteri, Labriformes, Labridae. The transcript has 11 exons. Bases 513 to 1529 code for a protein of 338 amino acids. The record is from RefSeq and is a predicted model, not a curated record. Gene Ontology annotation, biological process: TORC2 signaling. Gene Ontology annotation, cellular component: TORC2 complex.